Messenger RNA from Chroicocephalus ridibundus (black-headed gull), 5550 nucleotides. It is a transcript of the gene PAK6, whose product is annotated as p21 (RAC1) activated kinase 6. Gene Ontology annotation, biological process: regulation of MAPK cascade; intracellular signal transduction; protein phosphorylation. The transcript has 12 exons. Gene Ontology annotation, molecular function: ATP binding; protein serine/threonine kinase activity. Bases 1386 to 3389 code for a protein of 667 amino acids. The record is from RefSeq and is a predicted model, not a curated record. NCBI's taxonomy places the organism in Eukaryota, Metazoa, Chordata, Aves, Charadriiformes, Laridae. Gene Ontology annotation, cellular component: cytoplasm.
CACGACGCCCGCAGAGUUCUUGUGUCCAGAAAGGGACACGGGAACGCUUCCCGGGCUGAUAACCAACGCUUUGGUUUGCCUGAGCGAUGGAAUGAUGCUGUAUCUGCUGCUCGUGCUCUGCAGUUUGUACCUCCACAGGGCACGGGCGUCUUUAAUCUCAGAUUCUCAAAGUGCGAGGCUUUGUUAUGGCUGCGAACUCCCUCCCCAGCCCGGGGUGAAGCCAAGCCAGCCACCCGCUGAUGUCAAGGCUUCGUCGAGGGGCAACGCAUGUGUAGUCUUCCUGUGCUAGAGUCUCGGUUAGUGUCUUGCUCUUGCCUGUUGUGCGAGAUGUCACUCAGCCCCAGUCCCGUCCUCUCUGCUGAGAUCACGCCGUCAGCCCACCCGAAAAAAGGUCCCAGAAAACACCGAUUCGCCGCCUUACGGAGCCGUGCUGCUGCUGCGGGGCUGCGGCGAGCUCUCCUCGGCUGUAAGCGCAAGCCGUCCGCGGCGUUUGCCCCCCCGCUCGCCCCAGCCCUCCAGCCCUGAGGCCGCUGCACCCCCGCCGCCCCCCGCGGGAGGGGGCGUGGGAGCCGCCCCCCCCCCCCCCCCGGCGACGGCAGCGCCCGGUGCCGGGGCUGCGGGACCCCCCCGGGACCGGCCCGAAGAGGCUCCGAGACGAAAUUGCUGAGAAUUUUUGCCUGAAGCCAGGGAUGUUUCCCGUGUGGAAGACAAGCAGCGACCUGCAGUCAGGAGGAAGAAGGGACUGACUUCGCUCCAGAAGCUUUUUUCCCCGACAGCUUCUUGCCAAGGGACCAAAAGGAGACGACCGUUGGAGAAGGCAGGAUGGUCUCAAGGGGCUCCGCUGCCGGCAUGUGUCGUUUUCCCUGGAACCAGGAUCUGAGGCUUCUCCGCGUGGAGUGCUGCUGUGUCCCAUCCGCUACCACACCCUGAAAUCAAACUCGGCAGCUUGGGUGAACGGGGCACUGCACAAACAUGUCAGACUUGCCUCCACCCCUUUCUCUUCUCCCGCUUGCUCCUGCCGUCUUUCUCCAGCACCUUCACCGGCCUGCCAGCGGAUCCCAGCGGCCCAGCGUUCCCACCUCGCCCCCGGAGACGGAGCAAUGAGGAGUCCGGGGGAUGGUUGUGGAAGGGAAGAAAAAAACUGGGAGCCGGAUUCCUUUGGGAAGGAGUUCACUUCAUCUGUACUCCUACAGCCCAGCAACACCGUCCUCCAAUCGGCUUUGCUGCGCGACAGCGGGAGCGUUUCCCUCCAGACCCUUCUUUCUCCUCUCACUUGGAGUUGUCCUCUACCGGCAUCGUUGCAGCAGGACUGCCAGAUAUUAAUGCCUUAAUGUAUUUUGGGACAGACUGCUGAAAAACCAGAAGAGAAGUUUGUGGCGGGCAUCAUGUUCCGCAAGAAGAAGAAGAAACGCCCGGAGAUCUCGGCUCCGCAGAACUUUGAGCACCGUGUCCACACUUCAUUUGACCCAAAGGAGGGCAAAUUUGUGGGCCUGCCACCUCAAUGGCAGAACAUUCUAGACACGCUGAGGCGCCCCAAGCCAGUGGUAGACCCUUCAAGGAUCACCAGGAUGCAACUCCAGCCUAUGAAGACGGUGGUGAGGGGCAGCACUGUGGAAGUGGAAGGCUAUAUCUCCGGGAUACUCAACGACAUCCAGAAGCUUUCUGCCAUCAGCUCGAACACCCUGAGGGGAAGGAGCCCCACCAGCAGGAGGAGAGCGCAGUCCCUCGGGCUGCUGGGGGAGGACAGACCCCCGGACAUGUAUCUUCAGAGCCCCGAGGCUGACUGGGCAGACAGAUACGGAAACUACCUCAAUUGCAACGGUGGGACCAAGGUGACCCGGCGGCAGACUAUGUGGCCGGAUUACAAACCCCGCCUGGAAGGACAGUCCCACCCCAACGGGAUGGUGGUGAAAGCACAGUCCCUCGGGCCGUCGGAGUUCCAGGGCGCCGACGGGAGCUGCCUCCAGCGUGUCCCUGGCUUGCAGCACAUGGCAGCGCUGCCGGGGGAGAGCGAGAAGAUGGGAAGAAAGGGCUCGGAAGAGUGCUGGCCUCAGCCGUGUGCCCUCCGGCAGGCGAACCCCAGGCCGGCAGGGGAGGGCAGCCCCAGCGCCAAAUCCAGGGAGAACAGCUUGAAGAGGCGGCUGCUGCGCAGCGUGUUCCCCUCCUCCGGCGGCUCAAACAAGCCGGGCCCUUCCCUCCAGAUAAAGCCUAAUGCUUUCUUCAGGCCCCAGCAGUGGGGUUCACCGCGCAGCCCCGCGGCCAAAGCCCAGUCUCUUCCACCAGAUCAGCCUGUCUCCGACCUCCCCAGGAUGAUCUCCGAAGCCAGGACCCCCCAGAAAUCCCCAACGGUGGAGAAGGCAGCUGCAGUGCCGCAGGGCAGGCCGUCGCCCGCCGGCUCUCCCAGGAACCGGCAGACGCAGACUAGUUCUAGCAACCUUCACCUUCCCCAGGACUCCUCUGCGAAGGGGCAGCUGGCCAGCGAGGACCCGGUGGUUGUCACUCAUGAGCAGUUCAAAGCUGCCCUUAGGAUGGUAGUGGACCAGGGGGAUCCUCGGACGUUGCUGGAGAAUUAUGUGAAGAUUGGUGAAGGGUCCACGGGUAUCGUCUGCAUUGCUCGAGAGAAGCACUCGGGGCGGCAGGUGGCGGUGAAAAUGAUGGAUCUGAGAAAGCAGCAGCGCCGGGAGCUCCUGUUUAAUGAGGUGGUGAUAAUGAGGGACUAUCAACAUGUCAACGUAGUGGAGAUGUACAAGAGCUAUCUCGUGGGAGAGGAGCUCUGGGUGCUGAUGGAGUUCCUGCAGGGGGGAGCCCUCACGGACAUCGUGUCUCAGAUCAGGCUAAAUGAGGAGCAAAUUGCAACAGUGUGUGAAUCGGUGCUGCAGGCUCUGUCCUAUCUUCACUCUCAGGGGGUCAUUCACCGAGACAUUAAGAGCGACUCCAUUCUCCUGACACUGGAUGGACGGGUCAAACUCUCAGACUUCGGUUUCUGUGCUCAGAUCAGUAAAGACGUACCUAAAAGGAAGUCCCUGGUAGGUACUCCCUACUGGAUGGCUCCAGAAGUUAUUGCAAGGAUACCGUACGCUACCGAGGUGGAUAUCUGGUCGCUGGGGAUCAUGGUGAUAGAGAUGGUGGAUGGAGAACCCCCCUAUUUCAGUGAUUCUCCAGUCCAGGCAAUGAAGAGGCUCCGUGACAGUCCUCCUCCCAAACUGAAGAACUUCCACAGGACCUCCCCGGUUCUGCGAGACUUCUUGGAGCGGAUGUUGACGCGGGAUCCACUAGAAAGAGCGACGGCGCAAGAACUUCUGGAUCACCCCUUCUUGCUCCAGACAGGACUUCCAGAGUGCCUGGUCCCCCUUAUCCAGCAAUACAGAAAGCGUACCUCUACCUGCUGACUUUACGUAAGGGGAAAUGCUAGCAAAAAAUAAUGUUUAUUUAAAUAAAAAAAAAAAAAGAAUAAUCAAGAAACCAGGCAAUCUUGUCCUUUGAAUGGUGCUUGGAACCUGUCAGCAAUCUUUUUAGAGGAUGAAUGUGAAUCCUGUCCUUGCGUUCUCAGCCUUUUGUGGCUUCUCUUUUGCUGAAGACAAUCAACGCGUACAGAUCCAAAUCAGACCCAGUGUGUCUCAAGGAUGAAGCAGGAGUUUCCUGACCUGUGGAUCGCUUCUUCCGAGGAGCGGCAUUUUAAAGCGGAGUCUGAAGUUGCGUAUCUGAAUGUCUGCAAGUUCCUGCAAACCUUGGCUGCUGACUACUGAACUGGAACAAUAUUUCCCAGUUAGAAAUGUGAUCUUUGUUUCCUUAGUUGUACACUGGAGCCUUGAGCUGACCCAAACGUACAUUUUUGGGGCACGGGCCCCUUUAAGCUCUCAAACAAUGCACAAAGACUUGACAAUUUUUUUCCUCUGAGACUUUUUCACAGACUAUUUUAAUUUCCUCCAGUUAAAUGUGGACCUGGGAAACUGUACAUGCUUUCCUGGGGAGCAGAUGUGAUAUGUAUAUAUUUGUUCCUAAAUGGCUCUCUUGCAUCAACGUGCUUCUCUUUGGCUGAGGAAUAUGUAUGGUUUAGUGGUCAAUCUUGAAUCCAUUUCAUGAUCUUAAACUUUUUUUUGGGGGGAAACCCUUGGAUACAGGCCUCAAAACAGACUCUGAAGACGGGUGUUCUUGCCGCUGGGAUCUUGUGGUUGAAAAUUCACAACGCGCGACACCUGCAGUGCUGUUGGAUGGAGCCCGUGAAAGCUUGCUCCUGCCUUUGGUUUCCAGGCGCUUUAUUUCCAAGUCCUUUCUCCCAGGAGAGGCCAAGAAACGCUGCCCCGAGCCCCUUGCUGGGUGUCGCUUUGGAGAUGCUCGAGGAGACUGAAUGGAAGAGUUUCAGGUGUCCCGUGUACCCAAGGAGAGGUUUUUGUGUGGAUGUGAGGAGGUUUGUUGAGCCUCUGUCUCCCCUGCUCGCUACCCCAGAACGCGGGGAGAGGAGGAACUUCAGAUUAUUUUUCGUUAUUGGUAUGACCUUCCCACCACCCCUUUGCCCGUGCAUUCGGGAGGUUACUGGUUGUCUAAGCGGCUCUCUCCGUUAUUUUAAAAUAGAUUUAGAUAUUUUGUAUGAUACACUUUCUGAGCAGUGAGAUAGUCGAGGUCAUUGGACUCUAGGUCAGGCUGUAACGUUGUACAGUGAUGGUGUGUGUUGUUGUGAGGUCUCAAGAAUAUAAUCGUACGUGUGGAACUGGGAUCCUGUUUUGAAACUCCAGAUACAAAUUUAUUGGAAUUUAAGUUAUUCUUGGGACAGUCCUGCUGUCUCAGAAACUAACCUCAUAAUUGCAUUUUCUUCAGAAGAUGUUAAUUAUCCCUGUCCUCUGCUACUUACUCCAGUUACAGAUCCUGCUUCAAAAUUGAAGCCACCGUUGAUUACUUGAAGUAAUUUGGGACGGAAUUCAUCUGCACUGAUGGCAGCCAUCUCAGUGGCGGGUGCCCAGCCUGCGAAGCGGGUAGCUCGGCUCUGUAGAGUGCGGGGAGAGGAGCACGUCCGGAGGGUGAUCCGUCCCCGUUACCCCGAUACCUGCUGAAGGGCGAAAUCGCUGUCUCUGGAUGUCGCCCUCCCCGUGGCCAGCGGAGGGGCCGGAGGGGUUUGCCUGGACUGGAUGUCGAAGUUUGGGGCUGAUGAAGUUGGUUGAAAUGAAUUCAUUUAGCUCCUCCUUAACUGCACUGGAAAAUUUUUUUGAUGUAAAAUAUUUCUGUAUUCCAGAUAUAUUGCUUUUUUUUUUUAUGCAAAAGAGUGGGGCUUUGAAAAGAUUUAUAAUUUGAAACAAACGAUCCUGCUCAUCUGUAGUUGUGAAUCCUUUGCACUUGUGUUUUAAAUUAAAGUAGAUCUUGAUUUAUUCAUAAGCCUGUUGCGGUGCUGAGAUGCUUUAAAAUGUGUCUGUAGUUCAGAGAUGUAGGAGAAGCGUGAACCUUGAAGUCUGGACUAACUCACCUGCUCUGUGGCCACGUGGCUUUUAAAACAAGAAGAGACUAUAGCAGAAGCCUGGAUCCCAAAACAAACAUUUCUUGGGGCCAGGGAUGAGAGGU